ACAGUGUGACAUUUCGUUGAAUUUUAACUCGUCCUGUAUUAACUGGGACAAGCGAUUGGUAAUUAUGUCGAUUUUCUCUUUGACGUACUAACAUUUUACAAAUGUCAUCAGCUAAGGAUGGUCAAUUGAGUUCUACGUUGGAUUUUAGAGGGGAGAAAUUGAUUAGUGUGGCAACAACAACAACAUCCACUGCGGUGUGCGUUGAGGGGACAGGUGAAAUGAUGAGGUUAAUGAAGUCAGAAGAGGCGUCCCAGAAGUCUGUUGAGGAGGUACAAGCGGCUCUUGACACUGACUUCAACCUUGGGUUGAACGAAGCAGAAGUCGCGAACAGACGGCGUGUUCAUGGCUGGAAUGAAUUUGAAAUCUCCCAGGAGGAACCCCUGUGGAAGAAGUUCCUUAGUCAGUUCAACAACCCUUUAAUCCUGUUACUGCUGGGUUCAGCCUUUGUCUCUGUCUGCAUGAAGCAGUUUGAUGAUGCUGUCAGCAUUACAGUGGCUAUCAUCAUUGUCUCUACAGUGGCAUUUGUCCAGGAAUACAGAUCUGAGAAAUCUUUAGAAGCUCUCACAAAGCUGGUGCCUCCAAAAUGUCACUGUUUACGCCAGGGUAAUGUGGAGACAUUUCUGGCACGAGAGCUAGUGCCGGGGGAUAUCGUGUAUCUGGCUACUGGAGACAGAGUGCCAGCUGAUAUCAGAUUGAUUGAGGCUGUGGAUUUAGCAGUGGAUGAAUCCAGUUUCACAGGAGAAACUCAGCCCGUUACCAAGACAACGGCGCCUGUGUGGAAUGGCCACAAACAAGGAAAUGGCAUCGCACAGAGGAAUUGUGUGGCUUUCAUGGGCACCCUGGUUCGAUGUGGGAGGGGAAAGGGCAUUGUCAUAGGCAUUGGGGAGAACUCAGAGUUCGGAGAAGUUUUCAAGAUGAUGCAGGGACAGGAGGCCCCCAAGACCCCUCUUCAGAUCAGCAUGGACACUCUGGGCAAGCAGCUCUCCUUUUACUCGUUCUGUAUCAUCGGUGUCAUUAUGCUGCUAGGCUGGAUACAGGGCAGGAAAAUCCUCGACAUGUUCACAAUAGGAGUCAGUCUGGCAGUAGCAGCAAUCCCAGAAGGCCUCCCUAUCGUUGUCACGGUAACCCUUGCUCUGGGAGUCAUGAGGAUGGCCAAAAGGAAAGCCAUUGUGAAGAAACUUCCCAUUGUGGAGACUUUAGGUUGUGUGAAUGUGAUCUGUUCAGACAAGACUGGAACUCUGACCAAAAAUGAAAUGACCAUCACUCAGAUGUAUACAGCAGAUGGUAAAUAUGCUGAGGUGUCAGGAGUGGGAUAUAACGGGGAUGGUCAUGUGACCUGUGAUAACGAGGAGGUCAGGGAGCAGAGUCACCCAGGCUUUACCAAGCUCCUCGAGAUAGGCUGUGUGUGUAAUAAUGCUGAUAUCAGGGAUGGUGUUUUGCGGGGACAGCCAACAGAGGGGUCAUUUAUUGCUGCGGCAUGGAAGAUGAACCUGUAUAAUAUAACCCAGAGGUAUACCAGACUACAGGAGUGGCCGUUCAACUCCGAUACCAAGUAUAUGGCAGUUAAGUGUAUGGACAGAUUCAGUCAGGUAAAGGAGGAGGUGUAUUUUGUGAAGGGUGCCCUGGAGGUAGUGCUGUCCAUGUGUACCAGGUAUUACGACAAUGGGCUGGCGGUGCCGCUGGAAGUUAGACAGAGGAAAGCUUACCUGUCCGCAGAAUCUCAGAUGGGUGUGGCUGGGCUCAGAGUGCUGGGACUGGCGUAUGGCCCACAGCUGACAGACCUGGUGUUUGUGGGCAUGGUGGGGAUCAUUGACCCGCCCCGCCCCGGGGUCAGGGAAGCAGUGAGAGAGCUCAUCACUGGUGGGGUCUCUAUCAAGAUGCUGACUGGGGACUCUGAGGAGACGGCAAAGGCUAUAGGGUCCCGGCUAGGUCUUUACUCUGUAGGUGGCCACACCCUGAAUGGAGACCAGGUAGAUAACAUGGACAUCACUCAGCUUCAGCGGGUCAUCAGCAGUGUCUCCGUCUUCUACAGGACUAGUCCCAGGCAUAAACACAAAAUUGUCAAGGCAUUACAAAGCAAUGGUCAGAUAGUAGGGAUGACGGGGGACGGUGUGAAUGAUGCUGUGGCCCUGAGAAGUGCUGACAUCGGCAUCUCCAUGGGCAGAUCAGGCACAGAUGUGUCCAAGGAGGCUGCAGAUGUCAUUCUGGUGGACGAUGAGUUCUCCAUUAUCAUGUCUGCCAUUGAAGAAGGCAAAGCAAUAUUUUACAACAUCAGAAAUUUUGUGAGGUUUCAGCUGAGCACGAGUAUAGCUGCCCUGUCUCUGAUCACGCUGUCUACUCUCAUGAGGCUGCCCAACCCCCUCAAUGCCAUGCAGAUCCUGUGGAUUAACAUCAUCAUGGACGGGCCCCCUGCCCAGAGUUUAGGGGUGGAGCCUGUUGAUAAGGACGUGAUUCGUCAGCCUCCUCGGCGAGUGCGUGACCCCAUCAUCACACGUGCCCUCAUCAUCAAUAUCAUCGUCUCAGCCUUCAUCAUUGUCUCGGGGACGCUGUGGGUUUUCUGGAGAGAGAUGAGUGAUAACAAGAUCACACCCAGGGAUACCACCAUGACCUUCACAUGUUUUGUGUUCUUUGAUAUGUUCAAUGCCCUCAGCUGUAGGUCACAGAACAAGUCCAUCCUGUCUGUGGGCAUGUUCAGUAACCGGAUGUUCUUGCUAGCAGUGGGCGGCUCCAUCGUGGGACAGCUCCUGGUGAUAUAUUUUCCACCCUUACAAAAGGUUUUUCAAACAGAGGCUCUUUAUUUAAGUGAUUUUAUUUUUUUAAUAAUUCUUACGUCAAGCGUGUUCGUUGUUGCUGAAGUACGGAAAUGGAUGAACCGACACAAUGAGAGGAAGCGGCGGUUACAGGAAGAAAGUAUAUACUACAUGGAAAAUAUGGUCUGACAGGGCUCUUGGCACUUAGCGCCGGAACUACACGCACUCUGUGUAAAGAAAGAUGUAAAUGCAACACUGUGUUUAGUGUGAGGGUCCUGCGGGGGCGGUGCACCUAUUAGUCAUGGGACACGUACAAUGUAUUGACCAGAAGACACUGACUUAGUAACCUUUGACCUGAAGUCAACCACUGUGACUACUACUACAUAUGUAAUAAAACUGCAAAUAGUCCACUAUUUCACACACAAGUGUACCCUUUACGUUUACAUGUAACUUGUUGCUUUAAUCAGGCUCACUUCCUCUCUGCCAAUACGUGGAAAGAUCUGCCAGCAACCUGCAGAUGGUUGUGGGUAUCCCCCG
Molecule: messenger RNA, 3287 nt
Organism: Liolophura sinensis
Lineage: Eukaryota; Metazoa; Mollusca; Polyplacophora; Chitonida; Chitonidae
Product: calcium-transporting ATPase type 2C member 1-like
Exons: 24
Coding region: 102-2939 (945 amino acids)
Biological process (GO): calcium ion transport
Cellular component (GO): membrane
Molecular function (GO): ATP binding; ATP hydrolysis activity; P-type calcium transporter activity
Source: RefSeq, a predicted model, not a curated record